Molecule: messenger RNA, 1062 nt
Organism: Triticum turgidum subsp. durum (durum wheat)
Lineage: Eukaryota; Viridiplantae; Streptophyta; Magnoliopsida; Poales; Poaceae
Source: the annotation of a GenBank genome assembly
AUGCCGCACGAGCGGGGCGGCGCGGCGCCCGCCGUCCCCGCCCCCGAGGAGGACGCGCUGUUUAUCGAUUUACUACAUGAAGCUCCCCUAUCUGGCCAUCGAGAGCCUAGGAGCAUAGUCAGUGGCACCUUGUACUGUAUAUUGUUGGUAGGUUAUGCUGCUGUUUCUGUGUCUGCUCCAUGGAUAUUUCUUCGUUUACCAGGCAUGAUCCCUCCAUUGCUAUGCAGCUCCAAUGUUAUCCUUCUGCUUCUUACAGGCAUUUUUCAACAAUAUUGGGUUCACCAGGUCAGGAAAGUGAGAUUGCAGGGCUAUUACGAUUUUAGCCAAAAACUGAAGCACAUUGCUCGACUUCCAUUUGCCACUAUUGCUUAUGGCACUGCUUUAAUGCUCUUAAUCAUAGUCUGGCAACCUUUUGUACAUAUACUAUCAAUUUCACUGUUACUAAGGAUUGUUAUCGUGGUUGAAGCAACAUGUGCUGGAUGCUUUAUGAGCUUAUACAUAUGGUAUAUCCAUAAGUACAACUCUUUGGAUGGGCGGCCUGAUAUCUUGCAGUCAUUAUAUUCUGCACUUCAACCAUCUACUACGACUUUGGAAGAUCGAAGAUAUUAUGAUGGCCGUCUCUCUGACCAGCAGAUGGCAUUACUUCAAUACCAAAGGGAGAAUAUUCAUUACCUGAGUGAAGAGGUGCUGCGCUUGCAAGAAUGUUUGAGCAAAUACCAGAGAACUGAUGUUGGGAACACUCCUCAGGUUGAUCUUGUCCAUCUUUUAGCAUCUCGUGACCAAGAACUUCGAGCACUCUCCGCCGAGAUGAAUCAAGUGCACUCAGAGCUUCAGCUUGCUCGUGGCCUGAUUGAUGAAAAGGACUCGGAGAUCCAGCGUAUUCGUUUGAGCAAUAGUCAGUAUGUUGAAGAAAAUGAUAGACUCAGAGCUAUUCUUGGAGAAUGGAGUUCUCGAGCCGCAAAGCUUGAACGGGCACUGGAGGCAGAGCGACUGUCAAAUAUUGAACUGCGGAAGAACAUUGCAAAAUUCCGAGGGCAAUUGCAUAAGGAGCAACACGCCUGA